GAAGUGGCAUGGCGCGGCGGAUGUGUGUUUUUGAUUCCCUUCUCUCCGGGACCCAGGGAUAACAGCGGGGUCACACACUGACUGUAGCCGGCCGCGGCACCGCUAUUCCGGCGGUGAGGCGACUCGAGAAUCCGAGCAUGUUCGACGGAUUCCGGAAGGAGCCCGCCCGUCCUCCGCGGAGGGUGUCCGCCGCCGCGGAGCUCGCAGACAAUGUUGACCUGCAGGACGUCGAUCUGGUCGAGGUGUACACUCCCAGGGAGGCUCAUACCGGGAGGGACAGAGCGAGCGCGGCGGCCGGAGGGAGGACGGAGCGGAGGGGCAGCAUUCCGCAGCCACCGGCGGUCCACCAGAGGCACAUGCCCACAGCGCCCCUCAAGCUAACUAUACCCAGGAAAACCAAGGAAAACAGGGGUCUGCUGUCGUACAUCUCCACAGAGUCCAGGGAGUACGAGGACAUGAUGACCGCCCUCACGUCCAGCUACAUCGACACAAACUCCGCCGGCUGCUUCACGUACUGCAAGCCGCGACUGGUCAACAACGAGCUGCUGGAGAAAGAGUUCGUGGAGAAGAGGAGGGAGAUGAAGGCGGAGGGGAGAACCGAGAAGGAGCUGGAGGAGAGUUACUGCUUCCUGCUGGCUGACAGCGCCAAGGUGCAGGCGCUGUGUGAGAAGGGGCUGUGUUUAUCCCAGAGCCAGAUGACCGUGCUGGGAAACCCCAGUAAAGGUGUGUAUCUGUCCAGGUACUCAGACCUGCUCCAGAAGAACCCUCUCACCCCCGGAACAACAGGAGAGAUCAUCAUCUUCAAAGUGAUGAAGGGAAAGGUAAAGAGCAUCUAUGAGAACAUAAAGAACCUUCUGGAUCCGACGCCUCGCUUCGACAGUCACAUCUCUAAAAAUGCCAGCAAGGUCACCUCGCUCACUUCCUACCGCGCCUUCGAGCUCACGCAGCAAUACUUCUAUGAGUACUCCUUUGACGAGCUGCGGCAGCGGCCUCGCCAGGUGUGUCCGUACGCCGUCAUCUCCUUCCAGAUGAAAGGAAAAGAUGCUCCCGUUCCCAGCAUACCUUUGGCGCCAGUCAGGAUGAACAGCCAAUCAGCAGAGGGGACUAAAGAGGACACUCAGUUCACAGUGUGGUCCGGCGAGUUGGUGAAAGAUCACCGUGUCCUCUUCCACGUCUCCUUCCGGUCGUCCUCCCCGCCCUUCCUGCCCCACAAACUACCAGACAAGCUGGAGUUUGGUUAUGUGAUGAGACUGCAGCAGGUGACCAAGCUCAUCCCCUCCGGCCUGCUGUCCUACAACCUGUACACCGGCAGCCGGGAAGUUGAGAAGAACGGGUAUUUCUGCAGUCUCCUGGAGGUGAUCGACAAGACCCGGUCCACCACCAGCGUGACAAAGCUGCUGCACGAGCUGGAGGUCAAGAGACUGGUCGUGGUGAUCCCGCUGACGGAGAGAGGUUUCCUCUUCCUGCUGUCCAGCGUUCAGAUGGCCUCGCCUGCAGAGCGAGCAGAGAGCUGGAAGAGGAGUCUCCAGGCCCUGUUCGUCUUCCCACAGACCAGAGACGUGGCCAGAUACGCCACAUGCCGGUCCUCCUCGUCCCAUCAUGCCUCAGAGUUCUCCUCCAGCGCGCCGGAGAUGCCCCACAUGGACAAGUUCAUUCCGGCGCUGCAUCACGCGCUGGUCAAAGCCCGCGCUAACCCGCCCCCCGAGCUGUCGGCCGGCGUGGAGCAACAGGCGCGGGAAUACCUGAGCGGGCUGGGGGAAGGCAAGGUUCGACACUACCCGAUGGGCGAGUACGACGCCAAGCUGGAUGAGCAGGGGGAGCAGCUUCCCGUUCCCAAGCACCAUCGCGUCAACAUGGACAGCUACGUGCACUGCUACCUGAGUAACCCCGCCUUCUACCUGCUGUCGGUGCCCCGGGCCAGGCAGAUGAUGGAGGCGCACUGCGUGGCCGAGCCGGCGCCGGAGGCCACACCUCGGCUGAGCGCCGGCGAGCAGAGAGGCUCGGCCAGGAAGGAGCCGGCGAGCAACGAUAAAGACAAGCAGAACAAGACUCAGAAGAUGCAGCAGCUCAUAGAUCUCGUUCUGACCUGCAAGAGGAAUGCGGAGAACGAGGUGAGGAUGGAAGAGGGAGCCGGACCGAAGGCCACAGGGAAGAAGAGGAAGAUGGAACAGGAGACGGCGGAGCGGGCGCUGAAGUUCCUGAAGGCAUCACAGGAAACCGGAACACAGGAGCGAACCACAGGAAGCAACGCCGCCUCUUCCUCCUCCUCCUCCUCCUCUCCUCCUCUCUCCUAUUCCUCGGUGAUGGGCUCAGUGGGUUUGAAGGAUGUUGAUUUAAGGGAGGAAGGAUCUGAACUUGCUUCCAAACUUUUCACCCUGCUGAAAGGCCUCACCCGGGCUGCCGGUGGAGGGACCAAUCAGAGCCUUUUGGAGGCAGCAGAGACGGGACCGGGGGAGUCCUGGCCCUUCGAUCGGCUGGCUGCGAAGCUCGGUCUGCCGACCAACUGCGACAUCGACCUGAGGAAGCAGGACGAGCUGGAGGAGCAGAUGGCGGGCAGCGUCAGUAGCUCGGAGGGAUUCAGUCCCGGCUCGCACAGCGGGGAGAUGAACCACGCCCCGGCGGCGGGGCGAGGACGAGGGCCGGGGAAGAAAGCACAUGUUUACGAGGAGAGCGAGGAGCUGAUCCCGUGGAUCCUCAUCCCCAUAACAGGUCUGUGUUCGGAGAGGUACUCCUACAGAGACAGGAACCUCCCAGAGGACCCUCGUUUCCAGCAUCACGCCACGGCAACCGCCGUCUUUUCCAAGGCCGGAUCUCCAGGGAGGAGCCCCGCCCCCUCCCCGCCCCCAUCCCCCGUCCCCAGCCCCCCUCCCUCCACUUCCCAGUGCCCGUCUCCUGACCCCAGCCCCCCUCCCUCCCCCUCCCAGUGUCCGUCUCCCGACCCCAGCCCCCCUCCCUCCCCGUCUCAGUGCCCGUCCCCGGAGCCCAGCUCCCCGCCGUCCCCACAGCGUCCUCUACCUGUUCCCCCUUUCAGGGGCCCGCCCAACUCUCCUCCCCCCUCCUCCUCCUCCUUCCCCCUCUCGUCGUCGUGGGCCUGGUCCCUGGAACCCAAUAAGCUCAGCGCGCUCAUCAAGAAGGAGAGCGGCGCUAACGAGGAGCGGUUAGCUGCCCCGCCCUCCCGGGAGCUCGCAGGACAAAGAGAAGAGAAGAACGAGGAGCCAUCCGUCCGUCCGUCCAACCCUCCAGAUCCAGAGAGGACUCGACUCUCGCCUCCUCCCACCGAGUGGGCGGUGGAGGAGCCGAGGACGAGGAACUACCUGAAGCAGGCUGUUUAUGGCGGGGAGGAGGCGGAGCUCGCCGCUGAAAAGGAGCUGAUGGGAAAAGUAAACCAGCUGCGUGGCUCCUGUGCAUUUCCCCCCUCCGUCUCCUCAGUGCCUCCCGACACCCGCCGGAAGAUCGACGACAUCGUGGACAAACACCUGGGGGUCUUCUCGUCCGAGAUGCAGCUGCUCCUGCGGGGGGAGAACAUCCACUACAGCUUCCCUCAGUCCCCCCACUCCACCUCAGCCACCGAGUCCCCCACACCUCGGCACACACUCCCGUACCAAGCCUUGUCCCGGUUCUCACAGUACGUGUCCUUCCACAACCCGUGCCCGCCGGUCCGGGACUACGUCAACUCCCUGCAGGACAGCAUGGAGAGCGUGGUGAGGGAGCUGGACGACGGUUGGCCCGUCAAGAAGAACGCAGACUCCAUGCUGGCGAACAACGUCAGUGCCUUUGUGGCCAGCGUUCGAGCAAGCGGCGCGAGCGAAGACGAAUCGGUGGCUGCUGACGGCGGAGGUUCAGACGGCCAGAACCACGGGCGGGCCGGUGGAGACGAGGCGUGGCACCGGGAUUCAAACUGCAGCAGUUCGGUCACUUCGUCUGUCCCCGCCGCCGCGGACUCCCCCGUCCCCAGCCGUCCCCAGUGGCAGCCGCAGAAAGGUUCAGGGGUCACGAGAGCCGCCGUCGCUCGAGACACGAGCGCUGGUGGGCGUAUAUUCUUCACCGCUGACGGGGAGGGCGGGGCCAGCAGUGACAGGACUCCGGGGCUCAGCGCCUCGUCUCAGACUGGUGAGCAGAACUCCAUCACGAGCUCUGCUCCCGUCCCCGGGGCCGCCGCCGCAGGCCCCGGCCCUCCGGCCGCCGACCUGAGCUCCCUGAUCAGCCAGCUGCAGCCGGAGGUCUUCAGCAACCUGGUGGAGAUCAUGAAGGACGUGAAGAGAAACUCUGUGCUCUUCCACCUGCACAGCACCGAGCCGCUGGAUCCGGCGGACAAAGACGUCAAGGAGCACCUGCUGAAGCAAGGCAACGUGGAGAAGAAUCCUGUGGACUUCCUGAGGGAGGGAAACCCCGACAGCAGGCUGCUGGUCAUCAUUAAGAACAAAGACAUCGCUGCACACGUGCACAAGAUUCCGGGCCUGGUCUCUCUGAAGCGACACCCGUCUGUGGUGUUCGUGGGAAUCGACACGCUGGACGACAUCAGGAACAACAGCUACAACGAACUGUUCGCGUCGGGCGGCUGCAUCGUCUCCGACGAACUGACCCUCAGUCCAGACUUCAUCUCUCACAAGCGUUUGACGUCGCUGCUGUCCGUCCUGAAACAGAACAGUUCAGCAGAGAGAGUCUGGAAGUGGAAGAUUCACAGCAGAACACUGAAAAAACUGAAAGAACAAGCCAAAUUCAAGAGAGAAGCCGCCAGCCUCCUGGAGGUGCUGACAGCCUAUCAGGAGCUUCAGAUCGUGGAGGUCCUCCCCCAUCACCACUGUGACAUGAGCAGCAUGCAGUCGCCGGACCUGGAGUGUCUCAUCCAGCUCCAGGCCCGGUACACCCAGUACCGACACACCGUCUUCCUCACCGAGCAUCGUUUCGAGACCUUCCCUGCCUACCCCAACGCCGGCAUCGUUGUGGCCAGUAUUGACGAAAUCCUGACCGACUUCAGCAGGCUCACCUGCUGCCACGGCAUCAAAGAGGAGCAGCCGUCUGUUGAGGAUCUCUCGGCUUCCAAAGCAGGUCUGUGUUCUGCACUGGACUUUUCCCAGUCUACAUCAAGACCCCAUGACCCGCCUGAAGGAUGCUUAAAAGAUAAGCGACCAGGAGAUGAUGAAAACUAUUCAGAGCCGAAGGACGUGGCGCUCGGCUCCGACGGUGGUCGUCCGUCUGCCUCCCCAUCCAGCUCCUCGCUGGAGCCUGAUGAGACCUCCGGAGACAUUCAGAGCAGGAACGUGAACUCCAACAUGCCUCAGGAGGUUUCCUUAAACCAAGUGACCGUGGAGGACUCGAAGUACAACCACAAGAUGGGCCCUCACUGGGGAGCAUGUGGGAAAAGAGCUUUAAGGAUUCAGCUGUACGGCCCCAGUGGGCAGCGAUGGCAGGACGAUGCUCUCACAGAUCCCAACGUCUGGCAGCACAUCGUCUGUAUGCGAGUGGGAUAUGUCCCUCGCCAUCCUCCCUACAAGCGGUGGGCCCCGAACGAAGCGGUGGCCCUCGUCAAUCAGUCCACUCAUUUGGCCACCUCCGCAAUUAAAGUGGAAGGAAAGCCUGAGUGGUUGGAGGAUGUCCUUGUGUCGCUGUACUCCUUCAGGGACAGGCUCUGGGCCAGAGUGGAGACGAUAGGCUGCCACCCCAACGGCCUUCCUUCUACCUUCUGCUACCUUGAAUCUGAGAGGAGGAAUCUCUCAAACCUGGUGAGGGGACAGCACAUGGUGGAUGGUUGGAACUUUCAAAGGCCCCGAGAUAAUGGAAACCAGUCAGAACUCGCAGUACCAUCUUCAGGCUCAGAGGAGGAUCCGAAGAGAAGACCUGAAAGCUAUAACGAGAAGAGAAUACAGUUUUAUCACAACAGUGGGAUAAAGUGUCGUCAUAGUUUCCUAAAACAGCCAAAAAACUGGCUUGAAAUAUCCUACGUGAGAGUAGGGCGCGUCCCGAAGCGCCCCCCCUUCAUGAUGUGGGACACCAGCAAGGUCAUCGCCCUCCUGAACGAAUCGAGCCACGACAGAACCGUGGGGACGGCUGCAGAGGCAAAGAAUGGUUUGCUUGAGAAAGUCAUUGUGUCUGCCUACACCCACGAGAGGGGCCUGUGGGCCAAAGUGGAGGCCGUGGGAAUCAGCCCGAUGCGCUCCCUCGCACCAUUUGCUACUUCAUCUCCGAUUAGAGCAAACUCUUCUCCUCACCGUGAAAGGACAGUGAAGACUGGAAGAUGAGGGAGUUUCCUGGAGAUGAUGUGACAAGCUUAAUGAGUGUUUGAAAAUGAAUCAGGAUCUUGGAUCCUCGACCAAGAGAGUCCACGCAGUUCAGGAUGAACACACGGGUACAACGAUCUACAGCGUUGAGAUAGGUUUAUCUGAACUUUGUUGUGCUUUUUGCAUUUAGCAGAAAAUUCUCUACAGUUUGAGAAAUAAAUGUAAUUUCUUUAUGUUUUGACAACUUUGUCAAAAACUGAUUUACUUCGUAUUAAUCUUGUAUGGAUUAGAAAAAGCUCUAUUACCGCUCAUUAUUGAAGGAAGGCAUUUCAUGCCUGCCGCAGGAAGCUGUGAAGGAAGCUUUGCGUUGCUCUACCACAACCUGACGACUCAGACCAGAGGGGAGACCUGAAGAGACAUUAAAGAAAAGAUGAGAGCAGGAGGAAGCCCCCCCCCCCCAAACCCUCCAGUCACGGCGGCUUCAGGCCUCCACCUCAAAGGAAAACAUUG
Messenger RNA from Salarias fasciatus (jewelled blenny), 6728 nucleotides. RefSeq names its product transcription activation suppressor a (gene tasora). The record is from RefSeq and is a predicted model, not a curated record. Gene Ontology annotation, molecular function: chromatin binding. Gene Ontology annotation, biological process: protein localization to heterochromatin; negative regulation of gene expression, epigenetic. Lineage: Eukaryota; Metazoa; Chordata; Actinopteri; Blenniiformes; Blenniidae. The coding region runs from base 138 to 6239 and encodes 2033 amino acids. Gene Ontology annotation, cellular component: nucleoplasm; heterochromatin. The transcript is spliced from 27 exons.